AUGUCUCGUGCUCUCAAACAAGAAGAUGAACGAGAAUUAUUGAAGCUUUACGAAGCAGAGUUUAACCAGCCCGAUCUACAUGACCGAGUUUUAAUAUUUGACGUUGUCGCUUCAUGGCCACUUAAUGUACUAAAUGUUGAUGAAAAUGAAAGAAAUAAGAAUGGAGCUAGCAGUCACAACAAAGAUGGAAGCGAUGGUGAAACAGCCGAAAUUGACAAC
This is a messenger RNA of Paramuricea clavata, 219 nucleotides long. The record is from the annotation of a GenBank genome assembly. Lineage: Eukaryota; Metazoa; Cnidaria; Anthozoa; Malacalcyonacea; Plexauridae.